Molecule: messenger RNA, 4149 nt
Organism: Synchytrium microbalum
Lineage: Eukaryota; Fungi; Chytridiomycota; Chytridiomycetes; Synchytriales; Synchytriaceae
Exons: 14
Coding region: 1-4149 (1382 amino acids)
Biological process (GO): cellular component organization
Molecular function (GO): actin binding
Source: RefSeq, a predicted model, not a curated record
AUGACUCUGUCUCGAUCCAGUAGCUUCACUAGCAAUAAUGGUCAACGCUCAUCUGCCUUUGCUCUUCCUCCAUCGCUUUUGCAAGCAGACGAUGGCCAUCGGAGAACAGGAACCAUGAGCUCGAUAUAUAGCAGUCCUCAGGCUGAUCAUAAUCCAUACAAUUCCAAUGAUCUCGCACCCCCAAUGUCUCCUAUGCCUUCAUCUCCAGAGCAUCAUCAAUCGGCACAGAAUGGAGGGAUGAUGGCAGAACGUCGCAACUCGGAGGACGCAGGUCGUCUGAAGAGGAAGCCAGUGAAUAGUUAUAUUGCACCAUCUCAACCACCUAUACCACCUAGUCCAUCUACAAUUCGAUCCACAUUGUCACGAGCUCCAUCAACAGCAUCACUACCCGAUUAUAAUAAUACGCACCGCAACAUGACCUACAAAGGUCUAUCAAGUCCUAGUCGUCAAGAUGACAACGAUUCUAUCUCCAGUGGGGGUGCCAGUCCUCAUGGAACAGUGCGAAAAGGAGCUCAAGUACUAGAUGCUAGAGCUUGUGGCGAGUUACGAGACUUUGCUAUCAAGAGUGGUCUCGUUGACAAGCUGGAUGAUAUAAACUUGUUGACUGAGGAACAAAUCAAUCAACUGGUCCAGUGCGCUUUCGUAGAACUCGGUCCAGAGGCAGAGAAAAUGUUCAAGGCUGAGAGGCAUCAGAAACUGAUUAAAAUCUACCAUCGCAUCAAAAACGGAAAGGUCCAGACCUGGUCUGCUCCACCAAUUGCCAAAGACGAUAUCGACAAGUUGAAUACGAUAUUGGCGGGGAUACAAGAAAAUGCUUUUGGACGAUUGUUCAAGGUCAACAACAUCCCGCAAACCCAAUCUCCCAAGGAUGCUCUUGCCACGUUCAGGAGAGAUGUCAAAUCCAAGGCUGAGCGGGGAAUCGCAGCUGCCUGGUACGAGUCCUUUUACAAAUUGAAAGGAAUUGAGCUGAUUUGUGGGAUUUUGGAUAUUGUGCAUGGGAAGGCUGGACGAAAGUCGAAGCAUAUUGAUCUGCUUGAAGAUGUUUGUGAUACCUUAAGGGUUGUCAUGGGCGGUCGUCAUGCAGUCCAACUGUUCCUAGAGAGCGGGUCAUUGGACAGCACUCUGAAAGUCUUUAUCAACUUACUUGAUGCCGAAUCAGUGUCUAUCAGAUGUGCUGCCAUGGAUUUUUUAGUCACUGUCUUGGGAUUCGACAAUGGUGGAAUAGAUGGGAUACAUAAAGGUCAUGAUGCUAUUAUGAGGGCUUUCUCUGCGUAUCAACGUGAUAAUGGUCACGAUCAUGCAUUUAGCCCUGUGAUGACCAGUUUGAAGGAAAUAGUAUCAUGUAGAGGUACAUUCGGUACAGACGUUGGUGCCAGAGCAGUCACUCAAGUGAAACUAGGCAAAAUCACCUUGAACCCUGAUCCAAAAAGUAUUAUAAGGCAGGAGGCAGAUGAUAAGCAAAGUCUCAUUCAAUGCACAACAUCGUUUGUGACCUUUAUACAAGACCUCGUUGCAAACACCUCCCUUUCCAUUUCUUAUCGCAUCUCGUUGAGGCAGAAACUUAUAUGUGCUGGCUGGCCUGAUGUAAUCGAUAUUGUUAUGGGCUGGUCUAGCGACUAUGAUGAUCUGAAAGCUCAAAUCGACAAUUUUCAACGGCAAGGAGAAGAUGAGAUGUCUUCCUUCAUCAAGAGUAACCAGUGGGCUCCAAGCAUGACAAGCUCAGAGUUGCAGGAUCCUGCUCUGCUUACCCAAAGAUUGUUGAGUGUUGUUGGUAACACGUCGAUAGCGGGUGCUCAAGUCAAUCUCGCUGCCAUUCUCAGGACAUUGUUGGGUACUCUGGGAUCUAUGGACUUGCCAACUCAUAGACUCAAGUAUCUUGCACUGGCUGAAGAACUCUUGUUGAAGGCCUCAGCUGGUCGCCACAUGUUUUCAGAUGGUGAUGGCUCAGCAGCACUCGAUAUGAAUAGCCUCAUUGCCAGGUCCGCUGACCUAGAUAGAUUACCUGAACUCGAAAAUCGCAUAGAAACCAUAAAUGCCGAGUUAAAACAUUCCAAAGAGAGAACAAUUCGAGUGCAAUCCGAGCUUGCUGCUGAGCAGUUGAAAGCUGCCACUUUCAAUGCUGCCGAAAAAGCUCGCAUGGAGGCCAUGAUCAGUGAACGUGAUGGCAAGCUACAACGCCUCACUAGUGAUCUGCAAACCCUUCAAGUGGAGAUGGAAACGGCAUAUCGUAAACAGGAGGAGGAAUUAGACUCCUUAUUACUUGAAUUGAGGGGUCAAAAGCUUGUGCCAAGCACUGCUUAUGUUCAAAACCAACUUUUUGCUCCAUCGAACUCGCAGUCUCCCGAAGACUCGCAAGAUUCAGCCGUGUCUGAUCUGAAAUAUAGGAUCCCAUCUCCAAUCCCACCUCUGCUACUCGGAGCAUCAUCGUCAUCCAUAACGACUAUAGUCCAAGGUGAUGCCGACAUGUCAGAUAUAAAACCACCUCAGGUCGAGGUCGUUCUCCUAAGUGGCCCAGCCAUGUUGUCUAGUUCAGACGAUAAUGUACCUCCACCACCGCCUCCUCCACCAGGAAUGACUCUCCCGAGCGAUGGCACAGGACCACCGCCACCUCCUCCACCUCCUGGUUCGAUUGUGUUGGCACCCAAGCGUCCAACUUUAUUAAAGCCAGCCAAAACAUUGCGAAGAAUGCAAUUAGAUGUGAUGCCAUAUUCCGACGCACAAAAAACAGUCUGGGCCUCCAAGAUAUCCUUAUGUACAGAUGUGCGUAGUCUACAAGAGCAAUCUGACGAUUGCCAAAAGCGGAUGGAGAAGCUUGGUCUGUUUACGAAGAUGGAGACCUUCUUUGAUCCAAUGCCAAAAGUGUCAAAAGUUGAUACAGAGAGUGUCAGAUCAUUACCUGCACCUUCGGAGGUGACUCUGAUUAACGACAAAAAGUCUCAAAACAUCGGUGAUUUCCAGGCAUUCGCUCUGGUACUACGAAGCAUCAAAAAACAUAUCAAGAUGCCUUCUUCUUCUUCUUCGAAUACUGUGACUCAGGUCGCUGCUCUUAAAAGAGCAAUGCUCCGAGAAGAUAUUCCAGAAGAUUCGUUAAACCAGUUACGAUUGUCAUCGAUGUUGCCCACUGAAGACGAAUGUCGCACCAUCCUUGCUUUCAACGGCGAUACGUCGAAGGUUCGAGAAGCUGAUUUGUUCUUGUACGAGAUGCUGAGAGUUGGUCGUUACAAGGAAAGGCUCGAUGCACAUGCUUUUCGCAUAGAUUUCGCCUCCAAAGCCAGUGAUGUUGCAAAGGGCAUGGAGACAAUCAAAGUAGCCUUGUCACAACUAUAUACCUCAUCAUCUCUUUUCAACCUCCUGGAGCUCAUUCUGAACAUGGGAAAUUUUAUGAACGCUGGUGGUCCAAAAGCUGGCGCUCAUGGCUUCAAAAUUGCGUCAUUGAAUAAGCUUGCAGAUACAAAAGCCAAUGAUGGCACCACUCUAUUGCAGUUCAUUGUCAAUGCAGUGGAUGCCGGUUUCCCUGAAAUCAAAGGCUUCAUAGAAGAAAUAUCAGCAGUUAAAGGCACCUCAUCAGUUUCGUUCUCAACUCUGAAGGGUAACUUGGCCAACCUCAAGGGAGCUCUGAAAGGAGUGCAGCAAGAAUUACAAUAUCAAGCACUACUCAAAACCCCUCGUGAUAGCAACGACGCUUUCCUCACAACGUACGAUGAAUUCACCAGAGUGGCCACUACAAAAGUGGUCGAACUGGAGAAACUGGACUCUGGCUGUGAUGCUCUCUAUAAGGAAGUCAUACAAUUGUUUGGAGAACCCAAGUUGAAGCCCGAGGAGUUCUUUAAGAUAUUCUCAGAUUUUGUAGCCACGUUCGAGCGAGAGACCAAAGAGCUUCGAAGGAAGGCUGAAGAGAGGGCUGCUACUGAGAAACGACAGCAAGCCAAAGAGGCUGUAGACGCUCAACGACGUCCUCGACCAGUUGCAGCUCAACUACCACCACUGCUUGACAAAAUUGUCCCUGAAGAGUGUAGCAUGGAAGAUCUCCUCGAAAAAACAAAGCUGCGCCUCAUGCGACCUACAAAAGCCAGAAUACCAAGUGGGUCAUGGCGCCCAAACGAAGCAUCAAUAGAUGACGACCCCAUAGUUCUUGGAACAGCGCUGUAA